This is a messenger RNA of Symbiodinium natans, 5412 nucleotides long. Lineage: Eukaryota; Dinophyceae; Suessiales; Symbiodiniaceae. The record is from the annotation of a GenBank genome assembly.
AUGGCUGCUCACGAGCGUCCUGAGCGGCGAUGCAGAGCUCUGCUCGCUCUGACACUGCUCAGUCUUUGCGCCCCUGCCAGCGUCAGCGUCGAGCCGCCUCCGGGAUCUCCAGGAGUGAAGCUGGGAUCCAUGCGGUUUGACCCGCCCGAUUUGGAGUUCAACGAUGAGUUGACCUGUGUUCCUCAUCACGCGCAAGUUCGCAUCUACUGCGAUGGCUGCCACGCCAUCAUUUCAGUGGAUUCGGUCUCAUCAGACUUGGAGGCUGUCUACCCAGCACUGGUGCCAAAGAGUGGAAAGCAGCCCAAGAAGAAAGGGAAGUCACCAACCAUUGGCAUCAUGUAUGUGAUGUUUCUGGCCACUCAGCCGGGCGAAGUUCGAGGGCGAAUAUCUGUGAAAACCACAGCGGGUUUGGUUCACUACCAGGUUAAGGGCUACGCCGCCAGCAACCCAUACAAAGCCGAAGCGAUUUACAAUCUGAAGGUUGGGGCUGGCGAGGUUGUACAUCACCCACUCUCGAUCUUCAACCCCUGGAAAGAAGCCUUACAGAUCAGCCAGGUUUCCACAAAUGAGUCUUUCAUUCAGCUGCUUGCGCCUGAUGAACUUCGCCAAGUUGGCCACAAGAACAGUCCCACGGGCAGCAGCUUUAUCCUGGCCGAGCGGGCCGGUAGAGACUGGCUUGUUCCGCCAGAGGAACAUGGCAUUGUGGGCUACGCGAAGUUCACGUUGCAGCAAGGUCACUACCAAGGAUUUGUGGAAGUAAAGAUGGAAUCGGAAGUGCCACGUAUUGUGGUGCCCGUGACCCUCGGGGUAGUGAGAUCGUCUGGUAUCAAGAUAUCACCUGACAUAGUUGAUUUCCAGACGCUGGUCUCCUCUAUCCAGGCUAGAUCUAUUUGGCUUUCCGUGACGAAUCUGAACCCACAGCCGAUACAACUGCUGUCUCUUUUCGAUCCAACGCAGAAUCCGAAUCUUCAGAUCUCUGGCUUCGAUCACAAGAAAGGCAUUAGUGUGGCUUCUGGUUCACAAGUGCGCUUCGCCAAAGUGACAUACCAUGGCUCCAGAGAAGGCCAAGUCCAGGGCAAGCUACAGCUCAUCGUCAACGACACAGAUGCGGUUUCCGCGACCAUGGACGUGCCUUACAAGGCGAACGUGCUCUAUGGUUCCUUAGGUUUCAUGAACGACAAGACCAAGUUUCUGUCUACUCCAGGGAGGGUCACAUCCACGAUGCGAGCAAUCAUGGUUUCCAACAAUUUUUCCGUUCCAAUCCAAAUAAAAUCUGCGAAGAUCGAGGAUCCCAACUUCAAGAUCUCUCAUUUCCAGUCAGAUAUUGUCCUACAGCCGGGGGAGGCGACAUCCCUCAUGCACUUGGAGUACACCUCCAACGGAAGCAGUAUUCUCUGCACAAGAGACCUGGAGUUGGCGACCAAUGUCACAGCCAUGAAGAUCCCCUUGCAAGUCUACCACGGGAAGCUUCACUGUCAGGUAGAGCAUGGCGAGGUGCAGGAGUGCAGUAUGGCAACAAGUAGCCUGGCACUGGACAUGGGCCUGCUGAGUGUCUCAGAGGUCCGACGAUCUCGAAUCAAUAUCUCGAACCCGAACCCGGUCAACGUGACCAUCGAGAGUUUCAGUUUCAGUCAUCCCAGCAUCAGCCUCCACAUGGAUGGCAUCUACAGCCCCCAGGGACAGCAGAUUCGAGGAUCCAGACCAAUACCCAGGCAGUCGCACACGAAGAAAGUGCUAACACUGCAAGCCGGUCAUCGAUUAGCUUUGACCCUUGAGGUGCUAGCUCAGGAGCCCACUACUGCUAGUGCACCUCCAGUGAAUGCCAGCGUAACGCUGGUCACAAAGCGCGGCGAAAAAAUCGUCUUGAGGAUCAGGUAUGAGAGUGUAUUGGGCAGCCUCAGUUUCUCACCUGCCAGCCUACGCUUCGAAGCGUCGUUUCCGGGGCAGGUGCAGAGCCGCGUCGUGGCAGCUCGUUCUACGUUCGAGCAGCCCCUGCAGCUCAAUGCAGUCCGCUCAACCGACAGCCGGAUCACUCCAGAGCUCCUUACCAAGACCCUGAAGCCUUUGGCGCGGACCGAGGUAGUACGGGUCUACUACGACCCAGCAAAGGCGGCUUCGCUUGGGCCGCUACACGGCGCAACAGCAGCUGAGGAUGCCUCCCGUGGGGCGCUUGCUGCUGCUGUCUCCGGCGAAGCUGUUCCAUGGGACUCCCCACUGACGCUGGACUUCCUGGAGAAGUGGAUGGCCCGCCAGAAGUCAGUCACAAAUUCCAAUGGUAGAGGCACGUCAGAGAUCGAAGCGACGCUGAUAUUCGACACGAACAUAGUUGCUGGGGCCACCUUGACUGUACAGGCAUCUCUGAUGCAACCACACUCUCUAUUCGAGCCACUCCUGUCCUUCGACCUUACUCAAGUGGGUGCCUCAAAGACCCGUUGGCUGCUAGUUCAAAAUCCAUCGGAGUCUCCCUUGGCGCUGCAACUCGUGUUUCCGGUUUGCUCUGCCGCGAAGUCUCGUGGGAGCGCAGACAACGACACCCAGAUUUCUGUGUCCUCCCUGGCGCAGGAAGGGAGCUCAGCCAGCCUGGCAGCCGACUGCGCCGGUGGUAGGGCCUUCCAUCUUGGAGCCGAAGCUGAUGGCAAGGUGUGGCACGUCGAGGCUCUAGGUGAAGCCUCCGUUGGCCCGAUCAUCUUCGAGCCCUUCCAACACGCGCAGUACCGGACCACUCUGUAUGUGCGAAACAACCUCACUGCACUGCAUCAAGUCGAGCUCACGGGCCACGGUGGCUCGAGCCGCCUUGUUUUUCCCGAAGGUGUCCUGGAAUUCAACCUGACAACUGCCGACUUCGGGGCCGACGAUGUAGGCGCCUUCCAAAGUUUGGGAAAGCUUGCAGCAAGAAGAAAUCAGUCGGAUGGCAACUUCACACAUGAUGCAGAAGGUAGCGAACCUGCAUGGUUGUCCUGGUUGACCGCUUCGAAUGGCAGCCAGGGGGGCUUUGUAUCGGACGCAGAUGGCUUGGGGUCCCAGCCUUCCUGGUGGCGCCAGCAUCGACGCGUUGCCGUGACCAGAAGCCUCAUGGCCACCAACGACUGCGAGCUUCCGGUCGAGGUGACAGAAGUGAACAUCGGCGGCAUCCCAGGCUGUAGCGCUUUCGGCUUUGAGGUGCUGGAUUGCCGGUUGCCCUUUACAGUGGCUCCGCAUGAAAGUGUCGCCUUCUCUGUAUCCUUCACUCCAGAAGUUGUGGCCUCACGAUGGGCGCGGAAUCUUCGGUUCCUCAGCUCAUCAGGCAGAGCUGUGCUACAGGUGCCGCUCCGAGUGAACCUCUCCCCGGAGCUGCUGCCCAUGCUUAGCGACUUGCCGACGUCACUUCAAAUCUUGGGGGAUCAGACAGAGGCGUCUCUGAGGAGAGCUGUAGUUGGCACGGCGUUUGCUGUGUCGAUUCUGAUGUUGGUUGUUGUGGCCAUGGACGGCUUCCGAGCGCUUCGGUCGCCGGCCCCAGGACAGCUGAACAACAAGUUGUUCAAUAAUGGCGCAGCUGGCACGGAUGCCUAUUCUUCGACUGCAGCUAGAGUCGGUGACGUUGUAUCUAUGCUUUCUUGGACAAGCGUGGAUGCUUUUGCCGGAGUCGAGGAAAAGGAGCCGGUGCAGCGGGUCCAUCUUCAGGAAGAGCCGUCGGCAUCGCAGCCGUCACAACAGCGGCCUCAGCAGCCAGAAGCCUCGCAGCAAGAUCAGCUGAAGGAGCAGCAGCAGCAGUUGCAGCAGCAGCUUCAGCAACUUCAGCAGUUGCAGCAGCUCCAACAGCAGCACUUACAACAGCACUUAUCCGGUACUCAACCUGCACAAGCACGAGAAGCACGAGAAACACAAGCAUCCAGUUCCGAUGGCCCACCAGCGAAGGCCGCUGCAAAGAAUCCAAAGGCGCAGUCGGCAAACCCGACUGCGACUCCGAAGAACCAACAGAACCAGGCAAAUUCGAGCCAAGCUCAAGCCAAACAGCCCUCCAAGAAGGAAGGCAAGGGACAAGCAAAGGAGAGCGCCCAAGCCCCCAGUGUGCCCGCCAAGAGCUCAGCUCCUCCUAGCGCACCUCCAAAGGCGGCAGCUGGGCAAAGCAGUGCCAAUGCGAACAGUGACAGACGCCCCUCUCAGUCGCAGCCUCAGAAGGUGGAGGAGCCAAAGCCAAAGAAGAAGGCUGAGAAGCAUGAGACGGAGACACCACACCAAGCCAAAGUUCCGCAAGCACCUCCUGCGCAGGCGCAGCCCGUGGCAACUCAAGCCGCCCCCACCCCAGCCCCAGCUCCAACCCCAGCCCCUGCAGCUCGACGUCGCGACGAGGAGCGCGCUGAGGAGCGCCGGCGGGAGGAGGAGCGCAGGCGUGAGGAGGAAACGAAGAGAGAGAAUCAGCUUAAGCGUGCCCAGGAAGAAGCUGCAAAGAAGAAGGAGAAGGAACAGAAAGAGUCCAAGAUGAAGCGUUCUGAAGCACAGCAAGAGAGAGGCCCAACAACAAAAGCUCCGCCCAGUCACCCCCCAUCAGUACCCCCUGCUCAGCCCCCGGCUCAGCCAGCAAAGGCCCACUCACAUUCCCAGCCAGCACAACCCGCACAACCUCCCCCGCAACCACCGACUCUCCCACCAGCAGCACCACCUGUGCAGACCCAGCCGGUGCAACCCACUGCUGUUCCCCUGAAUUCUGUGAAUUCUGUUUGGAUGGACAACAAGUCUCCAAGUGAUUUCAUGAGUCAACCUAGCGGCGGUAUGAUGCAGGCGGAAGAAUCCACGUCCAUGCCGUUGCCGCCACCACCUUCCAUUCCACCACCGCCGGCGCCAAGCAAGGCAGCCGCUGUCAAGCCAAAGGCCAUAAGUCCCAUGAGUCCCAUGAGCCCCAUUCCAGUUCCGGAGAUGGGUGAAGCAAGAGGUGUACGAGCACCUCCAGGCAUUGACCUGGGGCUUCUCCUCACUGGCCCCGCUCCGGGCCUUUCCCCGCAACCUCUCCGGCCUCCACCAGGCAUUGCCAACCCAUAUGCCCCCAAUGAUCCUGGCAGCUUGGCUCCAGCAGAAGCUGCUGCAGUCUCAGCCGUGCAGGGGCUCGGGACAGACAGCUUCUUCGGAGCCCCAGGGCUGGACUUCGGGACCUUGGGUGCCAUCGGCCUGCCACCGGGCAUCGCCCCCGGCGCGCCCGGCAUGCCAAAGCAGCCUCAGCUUCAGCAGCAGCCCGGAUCCUCGAACGGGAUGCAGGACUUCUUCGACUCGUCCCUGGAUCGCCUGGGGAUGUUCAACGAGCCUGGAGCAAACUCCUCUCUCUUCUCUUCACCCUUUGGCAUGUUUGGCCCCAUCGGAGGCUACGGUGAAAGGACUUCGCCCGAUGGCAACGACUUCUUGUCGGACCUGCGAUCGGACUCAAGACGAAUGGACGGCUGA